UGGGAAGAACGAAUUUCCGCCGGGCUUGCUCGCUCCACGCCGACAUGGGUCCCUUCCGGACGCUGCUUGCGCGGCCCCCAGGCUGCCCACUCCGGCUGCGCUCCGAGUACCCCCGGAUCGCCAGCAGGCAGGCGCCGGAGGUGUGGGCCUAGCGGCCGGUGCUCCGCAGCCAAGCCGCACCCCAGCAGCUCUUGGAAGGGAUCCCGCCUGCAGUGGGGGAAUCCGCUUGGCUGGGAGAAUCCGCGCCAGGGAAUCCAGCUCUCCGGACUCCAGAGCAAACAAAAAGCACCAACUCUUGCUCGCUCCUCCCGCCCCCGACGCUCACCCGAAGAAGCAGCUUUCUGCAGAAAUGCAACAAGUAGCACCCGGGACUCGCUGAGCUCCCAGCGCCUUCUGAUUUGGCUCCACGAGCUCGGCCUGCGGAGAUCCGGGCCAGCCACCCGGACAAAGGGCGGAGGAAGGGCUGGAUUAAGCCCCAGAGAAGUCCGAAAGAGGCCUUUUUAGAGACUCAGGCCCGGCCGAGGGGAAUGCAGAGGAGACACAGAGUCGGCCGGCCCAGAGGACGAUCCGGCCGCAGCGCGCUGGGCUGGCCGCGAUGGAGGGUGUGGGCGCCGUGCGCUUCUGGCUCGUGGUGUGCGGCUGCCUGGCGUUCCCGCCACCGGUCCAGUCCGUGUGCCCCGAGCGCUGCGACUGCCAGCACCCCCAGCAUCUCCUGUGCACCAACAGGGGGCUUCGCGCGGUGCCCAAGACCAGCUCACUGCCCAGUCCUCAGGACGUGCUCACCUACAGCCUAGGCGGCAACUUCAUCACCAACAUCACCGCCUUCGACUUCCACCGCCUGGGGCAGCUCAGACGGCUGGAUCUGCAGUACAACCAGAUCCGCUCUCUGCACCCCAAGACCUUCGAGAAGCUCUCGCGACUAGAGGAGCUGUACCUGGGGAACAACCUCUUGCAGGCGCUCGCUCCUGGCACAUUGGCCCCGCUGCGCAAGUUGCGCAUCCUUUACGCCAACGGUAACGAGAUUGGACGUCUGAGCCGCGGCUCCUUCGAGGGCCUGGAGAGUCUAGUCAAGCUACGGCUGGACGGGAACGUGCUGGGAGCGCUGCCGGAUGCGGUCUUCGCUCCACUGGGCAACCUGCUCUACCUACAUCUGGAGUCUAACCGGAUCCGCUUUUUGGGUAAGAACGCCUUCACCCAGCUGGGUAAGCUUCGAUUUCUCAAUCUCUCUGCCAACGAGCUGCAGCCCUCUCUGCGCCAUGCGGCCACCUUUGUCCCACUGCGCUCCCUCUCUACUCUCAUCCUCUCUGCCAACAGCCUGCAGCACCUCGGUCCCCGUGUCUUCCAGCACCUGCCACGCCUAGGCCUGCUCUCCCUCAGCGGCAACCAGCUCACGCACCUCGCCCCAGAGGCCUUCUGGGGGCUGGAGGCCUUGCGCGAGCUGCGCCUGGAAGGCAACCGGCUGAACCAGCUCCCCCUGGCACUGCUGGAGCCUCUGCACAGCUUGGAGGCACUAGAUCUGAGUGGCAAUGAACUUUCUGCUCUGCACCCCGCCACCUUUGGCCACCAGGGCCGGCUACGUGAGCUCAGCCUGCGCGACAACGCGCUCAGCGCCCUUUCUGGAGACAUCUUCGCCGCUAGUCCGGCUCUCUACCGGCUAGAUCUAGACGGCAACGGUUGGACCUGCGACUGUCAUUUGCGGGGUCUGAAACGCUGGAUGGGCAACUGGCAUUCUCAGGGUCGCCUCCUUACCGUCUUCGUGCAGUGUCGCCACCCCCCGGCCCUGCGGGGCAAGUACCUGGAUUACCUGGAUGACCAACUGCUGCAGAACGGAUCGUGCGUGGAUCCCUCACCUUCCCCUACAGCAGGCAGUAGGCAGUGGCCGCUACCCACGGCCUCGGGGGAGGGGAUGACGCCCCCUGCAGGUCUCUCGCAGGAGCUACCACUGCAGCCUCAGCCCCAGCCCCAGCAGCGGGGGAGACUUCUACCAGGAGUGGCCUGGGGUGGGGCUGCCAAGGAGCUGGUGGGCAACCGCAGUGCAUUAAGGUUGAGCCGGCGGGGUCCAGGCCUGCAGCAUCAGGGCCCCUCUGCCGCUGCUGCUCCGGGUUCUGCCCCACAGUCCUUGGACCUGCAGGAGAAGCCGGAGCGAGGACGUCCCACCCGAGCCAAUCUCCCCCAGAUGGAGCCCACCCCGACGUCUGAGCCCGCCUCGGGGACACCAUCUGCCAGAGACAGCUGGCAGCGCGCGGCAAAGCAGCGCCUAGCGUCAGAGCAGCAAGAUCGCACAGUUCAGUCCGAAAGUGGGGUCGGCUUGGCACCUCUGGUGUCUGACCCCUGUGACUUCAACAAAUUCAUUUUGUGCAACCUGACGGUAGAGGCGGUGAGCGCCAACAGCGCCUCGGUGCGCUGGGCGGUUCGCGAGCACCGCAGUCCCCGGCCGCAGGGCGGCGCACGCUUCCGCCUGCUUUUUGACCGCUUUGGCCAGCAGCCCAAGUUCCAGCGCUUCGUCUACCUGCCCGAGCGCAGCGACUCGGCCACGCUGCACGAGCUGCGCGGAGACACCCCCUACCUAGUGUGCGUGGAGGGCGUGCUCGGGGGUCGCGUUUGCCCCGUGGCUCCCCGAGACCACUGCGCAGGAUUGGUAACCCUGCCAGAGGCAGGAGGUCGAAGCGGCGUCGACUACCAGCUCCUGACCUUGGUCUUGCUGGCUGUCAACGCACUGCUGGUGCUCCUGGCUCUGGCGGCCUGGGGAUCGCGAUGGCUGCGGAGGAAGCUGCGUGCCAGGCGGAAGGGAGGGGCCCCGGUCCACGUUCGCCACAUGUACUCCACUCGACGGCCACUGCGUUCCAUGGGCACUGGUGUGUCCGCGGACUUCUCCGGCUUCCAGUCUCACCGUCCCCGCACCACCGUGUGCGCGCUGAGCGAGGCGGACCUCAUUGAGUUCCCCUGCGACCGCUUUAUGGACAGCUCUGGCGGUGGGACCGGUGGCAGCUUGAGGCGAGAGGACCACCUCUUGCAGAGAUUUGCUGACUAGGCAGUGCUUCCGGGAUCUCACUGGCCUUGAGGAGCCACUCUCCUUGGUCCCAUGCCUUCUCGGAGGAAGAACUAGUUUUAUUAGAGCCGCUCUUUCUCCCUUAACUGCAUUUGCUGAAGCUAAGAGGUACUGACAGUGAAUCUAGAUGGCUAGCCUUCACGUCCUAGUACUCAUAAAGCAAAUGGAUGGCUCUUGGUGGUCUAACCCAAAAGUGGGGACAAAUGAAUGAUGGGGUAAAAAUGGGAAGCCUUGACACACUUAGUGCAUGGCUCCUGUGACAUUUCAGCACAGUAGCUGACUGAGCUAGAAAGGGUGCUUUAUGCUCCCAGUGUGACCAGAAGAUUCGUUUCAGAACUUCGUGACAGAAGUUCUGUUUCUAGUUAAGAAAACGGGGACUUACCACCAUCACAAAGGGGGACCAGUAACUGACUCCACUGAUUUGGUGGGUUCUGCCAAGAUAGGCGGGGUAAACAGGUCCCACUCUCACCCAGGAACCCUUUUCUGUUGCCUGGUAGAGCACCUCGGAAGCUUUAAGGCUUAAAUAAGUAAAAGCUACCUGUGUCAACAAUAUGAAGAGAAUUUAACAAACUGACCAAUAAACUCAAAGGCUCUUUUGGUUGGACUGGACCCCCUUCUACUGUUUCUCUAGUUCAGGAGAUGACCUUUUGCCGACCUUUGGGUAACUGAUACUGUCCUCGGGAGAAGGCAGCAUUUAAUACUUCUCCACCAGGCUUGCGCCUGUGGUUUUAAUUUUAUUUUUUAAAAAUCUAUACGUGGAAAAAUUAAAUGCCAGAUUUGAUUUUUUUAAAAGAAAAAAGAACGGGAUAUGUAUGUGUGCAUGAAACUGGUGACUCCCUAGGGCACCGCAGCCUUCCAGUUCACUUGCCACAUUUCUGAUAGCAUGUCUUGAUGGAUGUGAAUGUGACCUAAAUCUCAUGACAGUUCAGCAGCCCCUUCCCUCUUGACAGCAUCUAUUUCUUAGUUGCAUAAGGCUUGUGGGGGUGGGGUAAGCUCAGUGGUGGAGCUUGCUUGUGAGGCUCUGAGUUCACCCCAACAAAGCAAAGCAAUGGGGGAUUAUCUGUUAGUCGUGUAAUCUCUGACCACAUCACUGUCGUCCUUUAUAAGAAAUGGAAAAGGAGAAGAAAUUGUAGGAAACAAAUGUGAAAAAAAAAAAACCCACAGUAGUGAAUAUGUGUUUCAUAAACCCAGAAGACCAUGAACACUCCAACUGUCACUGUGAAAUAAUUAUAUACUUUACAGAUUCAUUCUUCCAGUAGCCAGUGUUUUACUGUGGUAUUAAGCCCUAUCUUUUAGUAGUAGAUGCAGCGUUUUUUUUUUUUUUUUUUCUUUUUAUGUUUUAUUUUAAAUUUAGGAUUAGCCUCCUGUAUUUGUUUAGUUGUGAUUUUAGCUGUUUGGAAUACUGUUCUUCCCCGAUAUUUAUGAAGUCCAUGUUUAUAGUUAAAUGUAGUGGCUGGGUUCACAUUAAUAAUUCGUGUGUGGUCCACAUACACUCACUAAGAGGAUGUACACUGUGGUACAGUCACCGUGGUUAUGGAUUUAUUAGCAGUGGGGUACCGUGCAGGUCAGCCAGUUCAAGGUGCUAUGGCUAACAGUGACUCUUGUGUUCCAGGCCUCAGGCCCCUGAGGGUCCCAAUGACUCAGGGAAUCCAUCACAGUCCAGGGCCCUUCAAUCCGAUCAUUCUUUAGGUUUGGUGUACAUGAGCCUUGUCCCAGCAGCUGAGGACCUGAGGGUCUAAAUGAGCUGGUCUUUGUUUAUGUCCAGGAUGAGAAAACUGUCCAGACCACUUAAGCCGCAGCUGCUCCUCUGGCAGCCUUAUCUGCAGGGACGAAACUUAAUAAACCACAGGAAAUAGACUGUCAUUCUGUGUCUGCUGCCAGCCUCAUUUUGGAUCCAGAGUGUACGGUACGCGGGAGCUGGGGCUGUUCGUUCUUAUUUUCAACCUGCAGGCUAUCUGGCACCUCCUGCAGAACUUGCAGUUUUUUUUUCAUGCACAGCACAGUUGCAUCUCUUAGCUGUUUCAUUACGCGGUGGUGUAAAACUGAGACCUGUUGAAAGUCUGGAGAAGACCACUGAGUAUCCUUACCAUCUGCCUUUCCCAACUGUGGACUGUCGCCAAAAAUGUUUAAUCCCUGGACUUAAAGCAGUCUCCCUGAAAAGUCUUUCAGUGAGAAAUGGACAAAUGUUAUACAUGGUUACAGUCAAUUAUGUCAAUAAACCCACAUACUAAUAAAGGUGUCUUGUCAGAGCUUCCAAA
This is a messenger RNA of Arvicanthis niloticus (Nile rat), 5307 nucleotides long. RefSeq names its product TLR4 interactor with leucine rich repeats (gene Tril). Lineage: Eukaryota; Metazoa; Chordata; Mammalia; Rodentia; Muridae. Gene Ontology annotation, biological process: regulation of cytokine production involved in immune response; toll-like receptor 4 signaling pathway. Gene Ontology annotation, cellular component: lipopolysaccharide receptor complex; extracellular matrix. Gene Ontology annotation, molecular function: lipopolysaccharide binding; protein binding. The record is from RefSeq and is a predicted model, not a curated record.